AUGAUUUUCUCUCUUUUAUUCUCUGGUACUAAUGCUCUCUACAACGAGGAGUUCGUCGGAACAUGUAAUGCGCCGACAACGCUUGAUUUCCAAAAGCUCAAAUUCAUCCCAUGGCAAAUAGACUUUGAGUCUCCGUGGCUGAAAGUUUCGAACCCAGUUUCUCCAGAAGUCAACGAGUUUUACUUGGAUGAAGGCAUCCGAGAUGACAUGUGCUGGGGAAUGCGCUAUUCGAUAAUGAAUAACGUAAAGUUUCACUCAAGAAACUUGGGCGGGAAAUUUGACUUGUACAUCCCAAAAGAGAUUCCAGACUGGAUGAGUGUCCGUUGCACAUCAGAAGAAAAAGAACCGUGUACUUCCUUCGAAAUUCAAUACUGCUGCCCAUCCACAUUCGACAAUGAUGAGGAACUUGAAAAAGCUGAACGACCUUUCCCUGUCUUCAAUUACGAACAACAAGGGAGUUGUUCAGAUGGCGCCCUACAAUUCGAAAACGACGGGAGUUUCAUCGAUAUUGAUGACGACAGCGAGUUUUUAAGCCAUUGGUUUGAAGCAACCAACCCAAGCUCCCCAGAAGUAAAUGGUUUAUUUUUCAACCCAGGUACAAGGCGAGACAUCUGUCGCGGAAUCAGACUCAAAAACAUGGGAUACGAUUUUUCCUCCUAUCUUUUUGGGGGCGAAAAAAAUGUCACGAGCGCGACGCCAGAUUGGAUGACCGUCAGAUGUGGUGAUCCAAACUGCCAUACUUUCGAAGCGAAGUAUUGCUGCCCGGCAUUAGAAGAGCUCGACAGUAGCAUUGUCAGGCCUGAUAUUAAACUACACGAUUCAAUCAAAAAACUCGUCGAUACGAUUACCAAUGCUCCAGAAAUAAAGCGAGGCAGAUUCAAGAACAGAAUGACGCAAAAAUUGAAAACAAUCAAGGAUGUUUUGCUCGUCGAUUUUUGGAACAGAGCAAAAGAUUGUUUUGCUGAGUUUUCUGCUCCUAAAAAUCUUCUCGAAUCCGGAACAACAGAAGACGAGAUUCGCAAUUCAUUCACAGAGAUAAGGUCUUGGAUCGGGCAGUUCAACAGUCGCUGCGAUGACAAACCUUCCAAGUACGCAGAAAAAAUGAUUCAAAAAAUGACAAAAGAAGAGAAAAAGACGCUGAAAAGAAUAAGAAAAUGA
This is a messenger RNA of Oikopleura dioica, 1158 nucleotides long. The record is from the annotation of a GenBank genome assembly. Lineage: Eukaryota; Metazoa; Chordata; Appendicularia; Copelata; Oikopleuridae.